Molecule: messenger RNA, 26643 nt
Organism: Plasmodium yoelii
Lineage: Eukaryota; Apicomplexa; Aconoidasida; Haemosporida; Plasmodiidae
Product: HECT-domain (ubiquitin-transferase), putative
Exons: 1
Coding region: 1-26643 (8880 amino acids)
Molecular function (GO): protein binding; ubiquitin-protein transferase activity
Source: RefSeq, a predicted model, not a curated record
AUGAAUGAUUUACAUUCCGUAUAUGCAAAUACGAGCGAAAAAGACAAAAAAAUUAUUUCAGAAAAAUUAAUAAAUAUACUUGAUAAUUUUCAAGAUGCAAAUAAAUGCCAUGUUUCUGAAUUUGUUGUUGUAAGUAGAACGCGUUUUUUAAAAUCAAUUAGCAAUUAUGGCGAAUUUCUAUUGUUGCAAUCUUCUUCCCGAUUAAUAAGCAAUUAUGAAAACAUUUUAAAAUUAUUAUAUAAAUCAAAAGUGUAUUUAGAAUGUGUUAAGUGUUUGCAGUCUAAAAUUUAUAAUUUAGACAAAAAUAAAAAACAAGAAAAUGAAAUUUUAACAUUUAUUAAUUAUUUAGAAGCAAAAAAAAAAAAAUAUUAUUAUUAUAUAUGUGGAACAUUAAUAAAAUAUAUUAUUACAUCACUCAAAAAAAAUGAUCAUGUUUUAGGAAAUGAUUGUAAUAAUACAGAUUUAAAAAAAAAUGAAAAGAACAAUAUUGAGGUAUAUGAUAAAAUUGGAAUUAAUAUAGAUGAUAAAUCUAAUGAUUCAAAUCUAUAUGAAACCAAUAAAUUAAAUAAUAAUGAUGAAAAAAGUAUUAUUGAGCCUUUUAAUGAAUUAGAAGAAUAUGGCGAUUAUUUAUGUAAUGUGUUAAAUCAAAUGGAUAGUAAAUCAUGGAAAGAUAAAAAGUAUGAAGAAUAUUUAAAAAUGAUAAGUUUAAAUGAUGAAAUUAUAGUUGAGGAAAAUGAUAAAAAUGACACGUCAGAAACUUCUAGUUUUGCAAAUAUUACAAAGGUUCCAAAUAAUAUGAUAUUGCUACCAAAAUAUUUAGAAAAUGUAAGAAAUUCUAUAUAUAAUCAUCAAAAUAAAUCAAUAUUGGAAGUUAAAUUUAUGGUAGAGCAUGCUAUGAGUAAUAAUUCAAAAGCCCCUUUAUUUAAAACCGGUAAAAUCAUAAGUGAAAUGAUUCCUUCUCCUGAUUAUGAAAAAUAUGGUUUUAGUACAAAAUAUGAUUCUUUAAAUAAAUCAGAUAAUACUUCAUUAGUACGAGAUAUGAUAUUCAAAUUUUUUAACCUCAGUAAAAAUCAGACAAAUAAUUUUAUAUCAUCAAAUGAAUAUUAUAUUAACAUUUUUGAUGUUUUUAAUAUUAUUUUUAAAGGAAUAAAUUCUAUAAAAAUUGAAAACGAAGAAAUUCAUAUAUUUCUUAAGCAAUUAUUGAUUAACACAAAACUAAAUUAUUCUUAUACUUUUAAUAAAAAAUUAGAAAAUAAACAAUCCUCAAAUAAUGAAAAGCAUAAUUAUAUUAUUUCUCCAUUAAAUAUAUAUAACAAUUCAAAUGUUUGCAAAGAAGUAUUAAAAUAUGCUAUUGGAAAUAAUGACAUAGCAUUAACAUUAACAGUUGUAGAUACAUUUUUAACAAUAGCCAUAUAUGAAAAUUCUUUAAAAGAAAUCGUUAAUUUUCUUAAUACAAUUGCAGAAUGCAUAAUUAUCCCUUACUUAAGAUGUGAAAUUUUAUCAUCUUACAAAAAAAAUUAUAGUGAAAAUGCGUCUUUGAGGAGCAAAAUAGAUAAUAUAAUUGAUUAUAACAAGACAAUAACGAACAAAAAUAAAAUUAAUAAUGAUGAAAAUAAUAGAACUAGCGCUAAUAUAAUCAAAGAAAAUAAUAAUGGUGAACAUUUAGUAAAUUAUACAAAUUUUCAGAAAUUUAUAUGCAAAAUUCCGUUGCAUGAAUAUGAAUCCUUGAAGUUGUUAGAAUUAUUUUCAUUGCAAUAUCCAAUGUUUUUGAAAAUUAAUAACACCUCGAAAAGACAUUUAAAAGGAAUAUCUAAACCUUGUGAAUAUUCUACAAACAUACUUCCAUCACAUGGGUCAUAUAUAUUUCAAAUUGUUGUUUCAUUUGAAAUUGACAAUUCUAUAAAAGUAUUAGACGAACAAGGAUCUAAAUGUAAAAUUAUGUUUCAACUAAAUGAAGAUGAAGACAUUAAUAGUAAUGCAAAUGAUAAUAAUAACCAAUACAAUAAACACAACAUAUUGGAGAUUAAUUUUCUUAAAAAUUACAUGUAUACAAAAUUAAUAAAACCAACAAAUUACAUCAAGGAACAAGAACAUCUUUCCAAAGAAAUAGAUGAAAAUAACUGUGACAAGAAUAGUAAUUUAUUUUAUGAAAAGAAUAAUAACCAUAAUUCAUUAAAAAUCCAAAAUAAUAAUAAUGAAAAUUGCAAAAAGUAUAAAAAUAAAGAUACAACUAAGCAGGUAAAUGCAUAUGAUAUAACAAACAUGAAUGCAAUUAUAUUUGAUAUAUUAGUUGAUCAAGGAUGCUACAAUAAUGAUAAUAAUAGCAUUUCCGAUUUCCAGAAUAACCACGGUAAAAUAGUUAUUUAUUCAAACGGAAAGCAUUUAUUAACAACAAAUAUAAAAAAAAAUUCUUCUUCUUUUGAUAAUAAAAUUUUCAUGAGCAAUAGUAUAAACUUAAAAGUUUAUGCUUCUCACACAUGUAAUAUUGAAUUCCCAAAUGAAUAUUCAUGGUCUGCGGCAUUUGUUGAUGAAUUAGUAAACAGAAAAUUGCUUCCAGAUAUAAAUAGUGAUUUUCUAUUUAAAAACUCAAUUAAUAUAAUAGAGCUCUAUAAUAAAGUUUCUAUUGCAUUAAAUCGCUAUAUAUACCACUUUUGUAAUUGGACUGAUAACGAUUAUAAAAAAGUAAUAGAAAAUGAAACAACAUAUAAAUUAUAUAAUAGUAUAGACAUUUUAACUUUUGAAUCACUAAUUAAAUACACAGAAAAUAAUAAUAAAAUUUUGAAAAAAUUAUAUAAGUUAUCAAAUAUGUGUGUAUCGGAAAAAAUCAACAGUAACAAUGAAAAUAAAGAUAUUAUAGACAAUACAAAUUGCACAAAUAGCCACAAUGAACCAGUAAAGAAAUAUAGAGAAUAUUUAUAUGAGUGGAAUAAAAUAUCUGAUUCUCAUAUAUGUGCAUUAAGUAUUCUGAAAUUAUAUUUAAAGAAUAAUAUAGAUACACAUAAUAUUAGGAUAGAAAACAAUGAACAAUUUUAUUCAUUAUCAGAACGAUUAAUAUUAGCAUUUUUAAAAAUAAUUAAAUUAGAAACACCAUUUGUAAAUAUAAAAGAAUUUUUUGUAAAUGAAUAUUAUGAAAUGGAAGAAUUAGAUUUAAAUGGUAUUUUAUGGUUAUUGCGAAGGAAUGUAUUCCAAAUACUUUUAGAGGCGGAUAAAAUAAUUAUAAGUAAUAUAUUUAUGAGAAUAAACAUUGAUAUUAUUUUGAAGUUACUAAAGUUUUUUUCAGACAAUAAUAUAUUAGACUCAUAUAUGAUUUUGAAACUAUUGAAAUCUUUAGAACAUAAAGGAAUUUUAGAAAUUAUGAUGAAACGAAUGCUAAGUGCACCAUAUAGUAAUCAUUGCGACAGUUCCAUUGAUGAUAGUUACCAUAGUAAUUAUAAAGAUAAAUAUCAUUAUAAUACUAACAAUUGUAACAGUAACAGCUAUAACAAAAAUGAAAACAAUCAUUAUGUAAAAUCUCAAAAUAUAAGUUCUCCCACAUUUUCAUCGUCAUCAUGUAGUUCUAGUUUUUAUAAUAUAAACGGAAACUAUUUAAAUGAAUUUAAUAUGGACCUUAAAAAGGAAGAAAAAACAAAAAAACGAAAAUAUUAUGAAGAAAAUAAGCAUGAAAUAGAAAGAUAUGGAAAAAGAAAAAGAAAUUCUAAAUUUAGAAUAAUAGACAAUACAUAUUUUGGUGUUUUUGUUGAAGAAUUAAUUUUAUUAAUAAAUAAUCAAACAAGUGAUGCAAUAAAUAUACCUGUUGUACAACAUAAUGAUGAAAACGAUUUUUUAAUUGAAAACAAAACAUGUGAAUUUAUACAUAAACUAUGCUUUUUUUAUGAAAGUGAACCAAAAAAAGAAAUAUUAUCAAAUUAUAAAUAUUUUGAUUUCUGUAUCAAAAUAAUUAAUGAAAUAAAACAAAAAAAUACCAAUGUAAGUAAUGCAAGUGAAGUGGCAUCUAUUUUUUUUCGAGGUAUUGUAUUAAUGCUAACGACACACAUAUUGACAAUAGCAACAGAAUAUGAAUCAGAAAAAGCCUUUUUAUAUCAACCAGUUAUUCCAUUUUAUAACUUACAUAAUAAAAUAUCAAAAGAUAAAGUUCCAAAUAAAGAAAAUAACAAUAUUAGUAUAAAAUUAUCCAAUUCAGAAUAUGGAGUAAACAAUAUAAACCAAACAAAUUUUAUGGAAAACAAUUUUGAGAAUUCUCCAAUUUUAAAAAAUCAAUAUUUAUAUAAUUCAGGUAGUUUUUUCGAAGAUAAUCUUAGUUAUAAUAGUAAAUUUUCUAGUUAUAUAUGUUCGGAUUUGUCUUCUUUUAACAAUGAUAAUACGAAUAUUUUAAAAUAUACAAAAUGUAGAGAAGAAAAAAAUAUAUGGAUGCCUUUAAUUUCUACUGAAUCCACAGGAUUGAUUGAUAAUGCUUUAUCAAAUUCAGAUGAUUCCAGUUCACAUGGAUUAUGUGUAAAUAAGAAUAAUCCAUCACUUUUUAUUGCUAAUAGUAUAGAAAAUAUAUGUAAUAGUAAUAGAAAUGAUAAAAAUGAUAAGAAAAAAGGAAAAAAGCAUCAUAACAAAAAAGACAAAUAUACAAUAUUUCCAGAAUACAAUUAUAACUCUGAUGAAUCUGACGAAUUUUAUAUUAGAAAAAAGUUACAAGAUUUUUAUGAUAAAAAUAGUGAUUCGAUAGCCUUUAAAACACAAAUGAAUGAAGUUAUUCAUAGCUUAUCUAAAAAGAAAAAGUAUGAUAAGAAUAGCAAAAAAUUGAAAAAAAUUAAAAAAAAAAUAAUAAAGUAUGUAACUGAUUCAAAUAAAUUGAGUUUCAUCUUUUCUCUUUUGGAAGAAAUAUUGAAAAUUAUGUUAUCAGUUGGUUUAAGAGUUUUGUCUAGUAUUUCAUACCAUUAUUUAUAUGAAAAAAAUGGCAUGCACAAAUUUAUACACAUAUUUGGAUCAAAAAUGAUUAGAAAUGGAUUAAAUGAAAAAAUGAAUUUUCUUCAAUUAUGUGAAAACAUGAUUAAACCUAAAAGCUUAACGUUAUUACAAUCAUGUAAUUUCAUUAUAAGCGGAAUUAUUCCAUGUUUAGGAUAUGUUACAAAUUUGUUCGAUGAAAAAAAAAUUAACAAAUACUCAUAUAUAAAAGAAUUGAAAAAUUAUUUAUCUUUAAAAAUGGCUUUAAAUAUUUGGCCAAUGUUUUUAAAAAUCACAUUACAAGGAUUAUUAACUUCAAGACACUUGUCUUUUGAAAUGUCAGUACAUAAAGAUAAUUUACAUCCCAUUGCAGAAUGUUGUAUAAGUAUUACAAGUUUAGCUACCCACUUCUUAUCAUUCUUCACUAUUAUGUCAGAUAACCUAAGCAAAUAUGAAAUAUAUGUGAACAUGCGGAAAAAUUUAAAAGAUUCAUCAAAUUCAUAUCCAAUACCAUUGAUUUUAAUUGAUGCAGCUAAAUAUAUUCGCAUAUCGUCAAAAAAAAAUAAAUAUUUUGAUUUCGAAAAAGCUAUAAGAAUUAUAUUAUUACAACUUACAGAUUGUUCUGUGUGCGAUUAUGAAAAUUAUGUUUUUAAUCACUAUGUAAUUCCUCAAAGUAUAUCAAGAUUUUUAUCGAUGACAAAAAAUACAUGUGAAGAUAGUUACAUAGAUAAUUAUUCACCUAAUAAUAUAAUAACAAACGAGUCGAAUAAUUAUGAUAACUUUAAUAAGGCAAGUAUGUCUGUAGGAAAGGAACGUACCAACACAUAUAAACCAUCAUAUGAUAAUGAAAAUAGUAUAUCUCAGAAUUUAAAAUCAGAUAGUUAUAAAAUUAAAUCAGAAAAAAUACAAUUUUCUACUCAGGAUGAGAAGUAUAAUCCUGGAAAUAAACGAAGCAUAGAAUUUUUACAUAAAUUAUUGAAAAACGAUAAUGAUGCUAUAAAAGAUUUAGGAAAAUUUUAUAAUGUGUUUCAUAAAAAUUUUGAAAGAGUGCAAAUAGCAUUUGUUGCUGUGUUUUUGUAUAUUAUUGGUUAUAAUCAUAUAGAAAAUAAUGAAAACUCAAAAAAUAUACAAAAUGAAUUAAUUAAUGAGAGUAAUGAAUAUAAUUCAUCUUUAAAAGAAGCUUUAGAAAUAAAGAAAAUAACAAUGGCUUGUAAUUUAGCUAGACAGGGUGUUAUUGAUCUAAUAGCAAAAAGUCAGACAAAACAUAAUAAAAAAAAUGAAGAAAAUAAAUCAUUAAACAAAUCAAAAAAUGAUAAUAAAAGUUAUAACAGUAUGGAAUCGAUUGAUUCUGAUAACAAGUUAUAUGAUGAUAUAAAAAAUGUAAAAAAUGAUUAUGUAAAUCGCGUAGAUAAUAAUGAACAUAACAAUAGUAAUAUAUCAAAUGAAUUUAACCUAGAUAAAAAUGCAACAUCAUCGGAUAAUGAAAACCAGUCUUUUAAUUCAGAAGAUAUUUAUAAAGAUGGAUUAGAUUAUACAAAAUUUUCACUACAUAACGUGGAGGAAAAAAGCAGUAAUAAAACUAAUGAAUCUAUAACAAUUGAUUUAAUUAAAUUAAAAAGAGAAAAACAAAUAAAUAAAAUUGUAAAGAAAUGUGAAUGGAUAAUGAAUACAUAUCCAUAUGGAUUGUGUCCAGUAAUAGUAAUUGAUAACUAUUCUCAUGAAUGGGAUGAACAUUUUGUAUUUAUGAGAAGAAAUUCUUAUGAUAUACCUGUUACUAUAAGAAAAUUAUAUUCCGAUCGCAGCGAUUAUCAAUUAGUACAAGAAGCUGCAACUGUACCAGCAUUUACUAGCUCAUUAAAAACAAAUAUGUCAUCUUUGUGUUAUAUUGACAAUUUAUUUAGAAAUCAAAAUAGAAUGUAUGAUAAAAUAGAAUGUAUGCAAUUUAGCACAGAAACAAUUUUUGGUAAGAAUACUACAAGAAACAUGUGCCACUUAAAAAGAUUAUUAAGAACAUAUAAAAGAAAUAAUAUUUUAAAAGAAUCCAAUAAUAUUUACUUAAAAUACAAUAGAGAUAGUAUAGAUAAUAGUAUGAUUGAUCAUAAUAUUAAGACACAAAAAUAUUCUAAUAGUUUCCAAAUUUGUGAUAGCACUAACUAUUAUACGAAUUAUUAUAUUCCAGAAAAACAUAACCCUAAUUAUAUGAAUAUUUUAAGAAAUGAUAGCAUUAAUUAUGAAAACAACAAUAAUAUCAACGAUGGAGAACUUUGCUUAAAUAAUCAAAAUAGUAAAAAUUAUAUUUAUCACCAAGAGUGUAAUAAUAUUCUUGUCGAUGAGUUAAAUUACAAUGUUGCAAAUAAUAAAUCAGAUCGUUGUAUGUAUUCCCACAAACUUUUAGAUGAAAAUGAUUUCAUAACCCAAGAUAUUAAUAAUAAUAUCAACAAGUUGGAUAAAAGCACAUAUUAUGCUACAAAAAAUGGUAGUAGUUUUUUUGAAUAUGAUUGUAACUCUUCUUUUUUUAAUUUACAUGGUAUAUUUAAUAAACAUAAUAUAAUCACUAAAUCCAAAUCAAGCAAUUUUAUCAGUAAUAAUGAAAAAAUACCUUUAUAUAUUGAUGAUAUGAAAAGUGACCAAUAUUUAAAAAAUAUAAAAAAUUAUCCAUCUUUUGAUUAUAUUAAAAAUAAAUAUGCUUCUAUGAAUUCAGAAAAUAUGACUAUAGACAAUAUAGUAGAUCAUACAUUUGACUACAAUUAUACUACACAAUUAAAAGAAAUAUUAAACUUUUUAAUUGAUGAUAUUGAACUUGAAACUGUUUUAAAUGUCAUAAGAAUAGAGCAAUUGACACAUUUAUGUAGAUAUUUAAUUAGUCGAAGUUUAAAAUCAAUGUUAUGUGCAGGAAUAUUUGGAGGAAUAAAAAAUCCAAUAGUAAAUAUGAAAAAAAAUAAAAAAUAUCAAAAUGAGCAAUCACGAAAAGAUUGUUAUAAUUAUAAUUCUGAUGAUAUUCAGAAAAAGAAGAAAAAAAUUAAUUAUAAUGAAAAAAAUAUAGAUGAUUUUAAUAACCAAUCCAUAUCAAAUGAAUACGAGCAGACACAACCAAAUAAUGUGCAAGAAAAUAAUAAAACAGAAAAUUGUAUUAUAUUAAAAAAAAAAAAGAGAUCACCAUCAUUGUGUGAAAAUAAUAAAUUAAGUUUAUAUACAGAUAAAAGGAAAUAUAAAAAAAUUGUUGAAUUGAAUUAUAAAUAUGAUAAUAAUAAGAUAAAAAGAGACAUAUUUAAGUUAUUAAAACACAAAUCAGAAAAAAACACACAAUGGCCUGUUAUUCUAGAUUUGCUUGUUCCUUCUCUAAGUAGAGGAACAUAUAAUGAAUGCAAUAGAACAGUUUCGAAUGUUGAACCAUCUUUAUUUUCUGUACAAAAUUAUGGAUGGAUGCUUUUGAAAUUAUUGCAUAUUAUAAUUAUAAAAUUUAGAAAUAUAACUCCAUUGAAAAAUGUAAUAAACGUAAUGAACGAAAAUAACAGUACUACAAACGGGUCAUAUUCAUAUAUGAAGGAUAAAAUUUCACAUAACUAUUGGUUUACACAGCCAAUGGAAUAUGCUCUUUCCUUUACAUUAACGGAUAUAACAAAAAGUAUAUGCAUUUGGUACUUAAGAUAUAAUAGAAAAAUGAUAAUGAAUUCGGCCAAUUUUUCACAAAUUAUAAAAAAUUCUAUGAACACAUUAUGGAUAGAAAGCGUUUUACGAUUAAUAGCUUUACAGAUAUGUUUGAAAGUAAAACCCUUGAAUGAUAGUAGAUAUGUUGUACCAUUUUUAUACCAUAUGUUAACAAUAUGUCAACCACUAUUGCGUGAAGUACAUAUAAACUUUGAACAAUAUAAAAAGACAAUUAAUUCUGUAAAUAAAAAACAACCAUUCAUGAAUCAUAAUAGCUCUAGAUUUAAAGUAAUAUGCUCAUAUUGUUGCAAAUCUGUUAAAAAUGUGCCAGGAAAUAUGAAUUCCAAAUCAAUUCCAAUGAAAAAUAACAUUAAAAAUAAUAACAUCAAUGAAAAAAUAGAUAGCAAAAUGGACGAACAAAAUGUUGAAGAAAAGAAAAAUGGACAUGAUGUCAAAGGAUACAUACAUUCUGAAAGAAUAGUUAAAAAACCAAAACAAAUAAAACAAAGAAUACCAAUAGUGCGAAAUUGUAAUUCUUUAGAACAUGAAAAUGCAGUGUUAUUAGAUAAUGUGAUUACAGGAGUUAUUAUUUAUCAUGAGUAUGUUGAUAAUAAUGAGCAUAUAGAUAAAGCAUUAAUUUUAGAAAAUUUAAAGGGUUUUGAAAUAACAAAAGAAUAUUUUCACAGAAAUCAAUAUUUGGCUUUGUGUGUCCAACAAUACAAAAAUUCUUCUCGAUAUACCUUACCAUUGAAAAACCUGAAUAAAUCUAUAAAACAUAUAAAACAAAAUAUAUUUCAAAAUAUGAAUAAUAAAAUAAAUUCAUGCUUUUGGUCUAUAAGCGGAGAUCCGGUAUAUAACAUAUAUGGAAAUUCUAGAACAAUAUCUGAUGUACAGCUAGAAAUAUAUGAUAAUAAGAAUCACGAUACUAAUUUAAAAUCAUUUUUUAUGAAAAAUAAUUUUGAAUUGGAAUUUUCAAUUAACACAGAUACUAAUGAUGUAAUAAACAUUUGGGUGAAAAAAAAAUCAAUUAUUAUAAAUGAAAUAAUAGAGUGUGUGGACCCGUUAGAGUUGGAAUAUACAAAUCCAUCUUGCAAAAAUAUCGAAUUAAUUGAUGAUGAUAAGCCAUUAAAAAGAAAGAAACCACGAAAAAGCCAACAGAAUGAUGGAGAUAUGAUAAUAAAUACAUCAAAUAGUGGUAAUAAUAAUAAUAACGUUAAUAAAUAUGGUUAUGAAAACUAUCAUUAUUAUAAUAAUGAUGAUAAUAAAAAUUAUGAAAACACAAAUGAAGAACAUGUUUGUGAAUGUAUGAAAUCUUCAAUGGAUAUAGAACAUGUUUCUAAUGAUAACAAUAACGAUGAUUCUUGCAAAAGCACAAAUUCUGAGAAUUGCAAAAAUAGCGAAAGUGAUUAUUUUGAUGAUUAUGAAAACCUAAAUUAUAUAAAACUAAAAACAAUAAGUUGGAAUUUGAUUAAAACUAUUUUAUGGGGAAUAAUUGUUUCUGGAGAAAAUACAGAAAAUGAAAAGCUACAUAAUAAUAUAUCUAAUGAGAGUAGUACAAAAAGUGUGAAAGGGAAGUAUUGUAAUAUCAUCUAUGAUAUGUAUGAUGAAUAUAAAUAUAAAAAUAAUUAUAAUGAUUUUAAAUAUAAUUUCAAUACAGCUCAAAGAAAAAAUCUUAUAGAAUCUGUUUUAAAAAUGAUAAUGUCUGUUUUAAUAAAAUUAUGCAACAUUGUAAAAUUAUAUAAAGAUUUAACAAAAAAUAAAAAGGGUUCAUUUUACAUUAUUAUUAAUAAUACGAAAAUAAGAAAACACCAAGUAAAUGAUUGUGAAAAAAUGAUUAGUGAUUUUAUGCAUUCUUUAAUUAGUUGCAUUCAAAAUUCAUCAACUGGUGCAAUGAUAUUAUUAAGGUGUUUUUUACUAGGUCAAGAUAAUCCUACAUAUUGUUUUAAAAAAUUAUCAAACCUUAAAAUAAAUUGUAAUUUUUAUAAACUAAUUACAGAGUGUAUAAAAAAGGCUCCUAAUGAUGCUGAUGAUAUUACGGUUUUUUUUAACAAAUAUUUUGAUCAAUAUAUAUUAAAUAAUUAUAAUGAUGCAAUAGAAAAUGAAUAUAUAAACAAUAUACAAAAGGAUAAUAAUAAAAUUAGUAAAACACCAUUAAAAGACAACAAUAUUAAUGUUAAUUAUAAUAAUAACAAUGUAUUUUUAAAUGGAAAUUAUGAUAAUUUUAUAAAAGACAAAGGAAAGAACAUUAAAAUAUCAAAUAUUUUGCAUAAAAAUUAUGAUACUAGUAAUAUAAAAAAUAAUAAUUAUAAACAAGGAAAAAUACAAGGCUUGUUUUUACUCAGGUGUUUACCUCCUAUAAAAUUGUUUCCAAAGCAAUUGAUUCAUCAAGAAGCAAGAAAAUUAUUUCCUAAAGGAAAAAAUACUUUUGAUGAAAACACCAAAAAUUCAACAUCUAAAAAGGAUGAUAAUAAUAAUUCUUCAAAUCAUAGUACUAAUGAUAAUAGUAAAAAUGAAAGAAUGGAGAAUUUUAUUACCUCUAGAGAUAAUUUUGAAUCUAUAUAUUAUCAAAUGGAUAUGAAUGAAUCAAGUAAUGAAUGUGAUAUACAAUGUCGAAGCACACAAAAUAUAUUAGGUUUAAUACCUAGGAUAUCAUAUAGAAAUCAUCCAUUUCACGAUUUACCUCAAUCUGAGUUUUUUAUGUCAGCUAGACCAUCAGAUGAUUUUGAAACACAAAUGGAAGGAAGAACAUUACGAGUUUUACGUGGUUUAAACUUAGGAGGUGUCGUUUUAUGUUUAGCACCACUUACAUUUCCAGCAUUAAAUGUUACCCAUAAUGAAGUUAAUGAUAUAAUUAAUUUUCGUAUUCAAACAAGAGGUCGUUUUGGUGUUACUGUUGCCCCCGCUGAAUGUGUGCUUUCUAAUGUUUCUGAAGUUUUUGAUAGAAAUGAUGUGGUUGGUUUUCGUACAAGCACAUGUCAACCAUUUAGUCAUGAUGUAUUUGCAGCAAAUGUCCAAUAUGAACUAGGUGAUCUUUUAAGUGUGAAAUUUAACGUAGAAGAUCAACAAAAUCAAAAAUGUUUAAGAACAGAACUUAUGGUUUCAGGAGUUAGUAUCGGAUCUGUUUUAGAAGUUUUAUUUGAAUCUGAUUCACAAAUUGAAUUUGAAAGACGAAUGAAUCUAAUUUUUAUUUUCCAAGAUCCUAUGACUAUUUUGUAUGAAGGUCCAACAUUUACUAUGGACUAUGUAGAUCCAAAUACAAUAGACUCAAAAAAUUCUAGAAACAAUAAUAAAAAUUUAGAUGAAGAAUAUUUAAAUGAAUAUUAUUCCUUGACUGGAUGUAAAAAGAAAAAUUUUGAAAAAAAAUUAAAUAAAAUGUCUUUGAAGAAAAAAGAAUUCUAUGAAUCUGUAAAAUUAUACCAAUCAAUUCUUGGAUCAGAUAAUGAAAUUUUAAAAGGAUUAAAACAAGAAUUAAUAACAAGGAUGAGUAACACAUUAACUAAAAUAUCUUAUAAUUUGAAAAAAAAUUCAUCAAAUUUAUAUUCAGAAAAUGACAUUACAAAUGAUUUAUUUGAAGUUCAAAAAUCAAAGAAAAUAAAAUUAUUUAAUUCUAUUCAAUCUAUAGAAAAAAAUAAUAAGAAUAGUUUAGAAAACAAUGACAAAAAUGAAAUAGGUUUGGAUAAAAAUUUAUAUGAGUUUUUAAAUAAAAAAUCUUAUAAAAAAAAUAAUAAUGAAGAAAAUAAUGUAAAGGAAAACAAAUAUAAUCACAAAAAUGGAGAAAUUUUGCAUUUAGACAAGGAUGAUUAUGAUGGUAUCAAUUAUAGUAGCAGCACAAAUAAUAAUAGCUCAGAACAUGUUAGUGAUAUUGAGAAAUUUAUUAAAAUAAAUAGCACUGAACUUGAAAAAGGCAAACCAUCCGAACACUACUUAUUAUUUGAGUGUAAUAUCUCAGAUAAGAGAAACCAUCAUACCAAUGAAGAAAAUAACAUGAAUUUAUUAUAUCCAAAUGUCUAUAUAAAACGUAAAAUUAAUAUAAAUAAAAUAGUUAGAGAAUUAUUAUCUAUUAUUUGCAUUUUUGGGUUAACUAUAGAAAACGAGGAAAAAACACCAAAUGAAAAUGAGAAAAAAACAGAAAAUAAAAAACACAAUUUUUAUGAUGAACUUCCUUGGCUAAGCAGUUUAUCGGAAUUAAAGCAUUCUGUAUCGUAUUCUUUAGAUAUGAAAUGUAUUGAACUUUUUUUUUGUAAAUUGGUAGAUAUUAUAUGCAGUGACUUCUUUGUAAAUUCUAUUUUUAAUUUUAUUACCAACAAAUAUAAACCAAAUAAUAAAUGCAAUUAUGAAGAUAAUAAUAAUAUUGUAGUAGAUAAAAACAAUAUUAAUAGUAUAAAAGGGGAAUUAAAUAAAAAGAAGAAAAGUUUACAUCCAUUAAGAAAAUCAAGAUCAAAAAAUGAUGCAAUAGACACAGAAAAUAAUUUAUAUAAUAUGAGUAGCAGUGAAAAAAAUGAAAAUUAUGUCAACACGAACAGUCCAAAUAAUAACGGUUCUAUGAAUAAUAAUAGUAUACGAAAUGAAAACUUGCAAAUGGAUUCAAUUUUUAUAGGUGAAACUGGCUCAUCAGAAUCUUAUAGAAAUAAUUUUGAAAAUCAUGAAAGUAAGGAAAUUAGUGAUGAUACAAAUGAUAAUAACAAAAAUAAUAAUAAUAAUAAUAAAAGUGAUGAUGAAUUGAACUAUAAACAAUUAAAUAUAUUCAAUGAUAAUAAAAAUGAUUUCUUUGAGUAUACUAUAUGUUUAAUAGCAACAAAAUCAGUUAUGUGCUGUUGUAUUUUAUUAAGAACACUACUUGAAAUGAAUUCAGAUGGAACUUAUGAACCUGAUAAAAAUGUUUAUGGGUCAUUUAAAAAGUUAUUAAAUUUUAUUAAAAUAUUUAAUUUUAUAGACAUUGGAAUAAGUGAUAUAUUAAUUAAACAUUUUGCGAAAAAUAAUUCUAUUAAUAUUGAAAGGAUUUUUGGAAAAAAUCAAAAAUAUAAUUUCCAAAAUAAUUUUAAUAAUACUAUAUCACCAACAUCUUUUGUCCACAAUUUCUUUGUAAAUGAAUCAAAUUCAAAAAAUAAUAUAAAUAAUUCAUAUAAUGAAGAUACCGCACAUAUAUAUAAUUCGAAUUAUUUUAACAUAAUAAGAACUGAUGGAAUAAAUAAAUUUGUUGAUAAAAAAGAAAAUAUAAAUAUGAUAGAAAUAUUGAAACAUUGUGGAAUACCAUUUGAAUUUUUACAACAGUUUAAUCUAUUUCCUCCAGAAAUCAAAAACCAACAAGUAAUAACACAAAAUGAUACUUUUGAUUUAUGGACAUAUAUAUUAAAUGUUUUAGUUUGUUUUAAUUCUCAAAAUGCAUAUUCAUUAAGCUUUCCACAUAAUAAUAUUAAUUUAACUUCUAAUUCAUUAAAAGAUACACUUUUUGAUUUUGAAUAUUCUAAUACAUAUCUUUCAAAGAAAAUUGCUAGUACAUCAGCAAAUUUUUAUGCUGGUUACGUUUUAAAAAAAUAUUUAAUAGAUAUUUGUUGUGUAAUGACACUAUUAUUUCCUAAAUUGUUUAUGGAUGAGUUAAAAACAAGUUUAAAAAAUAUCAAUUAUGGCAAGAAAAUCAAGGAAGGGAUAAAUGGAAUUUAUAACUAUAAUGAUAAUAAUACUCUCGAAAGAUCCAAGCAACGACCCAUAAUGAAAAAAGGCGAAAUAAUUGAAAAGCGUAGUAAGCGUAAUAAAAAGAAAGUUAUAAAAAUAAUAAAUAACAGCAAAACAAAUAAAAAUGGCAAACAUGUUAGAAAAGACGAAGAUGAUUCUAAUAUGUUGUAUAAAGAUAGUACAUCAUUAAAUAAUACAGAGGAUGUAAGUUUGGAUUUCGUUAACGAAAAAACAAUUAUUGAAGGAAACUAUUAUGGUAUAGAAGAAACGAAUCAGGAUAACGUUUUAUGGAAUAAUAAUGAUGGUGUACAAAAUCAAAAUAAUAAGGAAAUUUUCAAUAUUAAAUCAUAUUUACAUAAAAAGAAUAAAAAUAAAAUAAAUAAUAUUGGAAAAUUAUAUAAUUUAGGAUUAAAACAUAAGGAAGAAAUUUUAAAUAUUUUUAGCAUUAUUUAUCUAUUUCGUAUGUGUGUUUAUUACCUUAGUAGGAAUAAAGAUUUUAGAAAAGAAGAUUAUUGGCAAAAAUUUCAAGGACAAUUAAGAAAUGCAAAAAUACAAGAAAAUGUGUAUAAAUUAAUUAAUGAAAAGAGUUAUAAAUAUUCAAUUUUGUAUGGAUGGCAAAGAAUAUUUUACAAAUCUAUUGUUACAUGGAAAGAUAAAAAAUUAGUAAAUCAGUUGUUAUUAAUAAUCCAAUGUGAAUUAUUAUACCAUUUAAUAGGUUCUAUUGUUCAAUGUAUUUCACAAAAGAGAGUUAAAGUAGAAAAUUUUCAUUCAAUUUCGCCUUCUGUGCAUGUAGCACAUUGGUUAUUAGAUACAUUUAUUAGGCAUCCAUUAUGUCCAUCACAAAUACGAUCAAGUUGUAUUACACCCAUUUCAGUUACAUCAUUAUUUGGAUUAAUUAUUAAUGGAAAUCGCCUUCCUAUAAUUCUUGGUAUAGAUGUAUGCAGAUUGGUUUAUUGGUCUUGUGUUACUUAUAUAAUGCAAAAUAGAACAAUUCAAAAAAAUUAUAAACAAUUGUUGAAUAUAGACAUGUUAACUCAAUUUAAUUUGCCCACUGGAGACCUUGAUAAUAUUAAUAGUGACACUAUAUAUAAUAAAUUUGAUACCAAUUAUAUAAUAAACAAAAAAACAAAAAAAUCUCGAGAAUCUCAAAUCACAUAUAAUAAUAUAAAAAAUAAAUAUCAAAGAAUAAAAUGCAACUAUAAUGAGUUUUUAAAUUAUCUAUUUAAUUGUGUAAAUAUUUUUGGAUCUUCUGUUUUUAAUCAAAUUAUUAAAUUAAAUGAAGAAAAUUGCUAUAAAAUCAAUAAUAGUAGUAAAAAUAAAUAUGAAGAGAUAAAUAAUAAUAGUAAUAAUGGAAAUGUUAGAAAUAAUAAUGAGAAUGUCAAUAAUAUUAUAGAUAGCUUAAAUAACAACAUUAACGAUAUAUUGAAUUGCAUACAAAACUCAUCUAAUAAUCGAAUACUAAAUAAUAAUUUUAGUGGAAUUAAUAGUGCAAGCAAUGAAACAAUAUAUAAUUUAAAUGUUACUAAUAGAACGAGUCCAAAUAUUUCUUCGAACAAUAUUAAUAAUAGCGGUUUACAAGAGAAUACAGAACCAGCUAACGAUUGUCAUAAUGCCAAUAAUGAAUCAACACAAAAUGCCUUAUAUAUAAAUUCAGCUAAUAAUAAUGUAGUGAAUGGAAAAAAAUUGUCGCACAAUGCAUAUAAUUUCGAUUUAUUUGAUAAUAAAGAAAAGGGAACCCAUGAUCCCUUAAAAGUUAAUGCUUCAUUACUUAUCCAUUAUUUUGCUUGCGCUGCAUAUUAUAUUAAAAAAAUUGAUGUAUUUAAUAAAAUGAAAUUUAGCAAUGAACCUGUAUAUAACAAUUUUAAGCAAUAUUGUUUAUAUUUGUACGUCGUUGAUCAUGUGUCUAAAAUUUAUUAUAAAAAUAUAAGGAAUUUUAAUACGAAUGAAUGUAUAAAAGGUUAUGUUAAUAAAAGUAUUAACGACGAUCCAAUAGCAUUUAUGCAUGGGGAUACAGAAAAACAAACUGAAUCACAAACAGAUGAAAAAAACAAAUUUCCUCAGGGGCAAAAUGAUGAUAUAAUUAACAAUUUGACAGUAAAUAAUUCAAUAAAUGUUAAUGAUAAUAAAUUAAAAAAUAAAUCAACACAUAUAGACAAUAAAAAUAUUGUCCCUUUUGGCAAUAAUAAAUUAAUGGAUAUCAAAUAUUUGAAUAAUAUUUUUGCAGACAAUUAUGAAGGAAAUUAUCCAGAAAUAUUUGUUCAAGAUGUAUUACAAUUGAAAAAAACAGUCUCAGCUAAUAUUAUAAUAGAUAUUAAUAAAAAAAUUCAUCACAUAUCUUCUCCUAAUUCAGAAAUCAUUAAAUUAAAAAUAAACGAUAUGUUUCCAGUACCAAUAGAAAAUAAUAAGAAAAACAAAAAUGAUAAUGCUAAUUUUAGUGUGAAUAGUAGUAAUAUAUAUAAUUCGGAUAUGGAGAAAAUUAUAAAAUCAAAUAAAAACUAUAAAGACAAAAUUAAUAGAAUUUCAUUAAAAAAAAAAAUUAUGAAUAGACCUAAUGUAGUAUUUGGUGCAGACAGUGAUUUCAAUUAUAUUUUACAAGAGAUAAAAUUUAAUAAAAUACAAAAUUUUAAAUAUAUUGCUUUAAAUUCGAUCGAAACAAAUUUAAAAAUUAAUAAUGUGAAAAAUUUUAAGUUAGGCUCUCAUAUUGAAAUAACUAAUACCCACAAAUUGGCAAACCCAUUAAUAUUAAUAGGGGAUUCUUAUCUAUACUCUGGAACGAGUCAUUCGUCUUCCUUUACUAUAUCACUCUCAUUAAAUGAUAACAUAAAUUGUGUAUUUGAUAAUAUUCAAAAAUUAAUGAAUAUAAAAAUAGGUAUUCUAAGCAUGAAAAGAAAAUAUGCCAAUCUGAAUGAUGCAUCAAUGUCAGAAUAUGAUAAUAAAAUUGAUAGUGAUAAAAAAGAAUAUAGCAACCACAAAAUUACAAUAAAUAAUGAAGAUAGUAAAGCAAAUAUCCCAGAAAAACGCCAUAGAUUAAGUAAUAUUUCUCUCGCUAAUUAUAAGAACAUUUGCCCUAGAUCUAUUAAAAUUGAUGGACUAUUUAGAUACUCCUCUUAUUUUCCAAAAAGCAUAGAAAAGAAAGUAUUUACUAAUAAAUCAAGAAAGAGCGAUAUUAUUAAUAAUAGUGUUAAUACUGAUGAUAAUAAUGAUGAAUCUUCUUCUCCUAAAAAUGAUAUUGUUUAUUUUUGUGAGAUUAAUAAGAAAUAUAAUGAAAAACAUACGAAUGAAUUUAUAACCAAUAAUGAAAAUUGUAAUGGCACUAAUAAAACCUUCGAAGAUGGAAACGAAACUGAUAAAUAUAAUGAUAUUAGAAUAAAAGACGAAUAUAUAAAUAUUAGUAGCAAUAGUAAUACUAAUAGUGAUGAAAACAAUAAUAACAGAAAAAUGGAUGAUAAUGAUGAUGACAAUAAUAAAAAGAAAAUCAGCACAAAUAUUUCCCCUACUAAUUUAAAUGAAAAAAUUACACAAAAUAAUAAUUCUUUCAAAUAUGAGAAUAGCUAUAUAACUUACGACAUUUUCAAUGAUAAAGUUUAUUCGAAAGGAUUUAUUGUUGAUGAUGUUUUAGAAAAAUUAAAAUCAUCUAUAAUAAAUAAAACAACAACUAAAAUAACUAUUACCGUCAAAAUAAUUGGUAAACAAAUAGUGUGGAUUGCAAAUGAUAUAUGUUUAAUGAAAAAUGAAUUUAAUAUUGAUAUCAUGAAAUUCGUACCUCUUAUUAUAGUAGAACCUUUAACAGAAAAUAAAAUAUUAGAUGAACUAAACAAUAACUCUGGUUUGUCUAAUUUAUCUUUGUACCUUAAAUUUAUAGAUACGAAUGAAAAAUAUUUUUCUUCAUCAUUAUCAAAUUUUUAUCUUAAAUUCGAAGAUACUCAUAAAAUUAAAUAUAAAAAUAAUUGUGUUGAUAAAAAUAGUAUAUGGGAACGUAUUAAAAAUUUAUGGAAUCCUAAAUGUUUUAUUUUUCCAGAUAAUAGAGGAACAACAGAAAAUGCAUCUAUAGGAGAAAUCGUUAAAAAACAAAAAAUAUUACCAUUAAUAAUACCAAAAUUAAAUAAUGAAGUUAUAGUAAAAUUAUGUGAUGCUAAGUCAAAACACAAUAUUAUUUCUGGGAAAAAUUAUAAUACAACCUCGUUUUUUUUAACCCCAAACAUCAAGAUUAAAAGUGGAUUGAUAAACAGUUCUUAUUAUAUAUAUGGAAGAAAUUUUCACGGAAAAAAAUGGAAAAUUUUAUCUCUAGAUAAUCUCAAAAAUAUUAGAAAUGUCCCAAUUAUGAAUUAUUACAGUUUUGAUAAGUCAAGUAGACACAAAGAAUCGAAUAUAAAGAAUUUAGAAUCAUUAAAUAAUGGUGAAUUUAAAAAUCCAAAAACUUAUUUAAGUAUUCAAAAUAUAUCUAAUAUGCAAAAAACAUUUACUAAAAUAUCAAACACAAAUACAAAUACUUAUGUAAACAAAGAAAAUUUGAACAAAAAAGUGAAAGGUGAUUUAAAUUCGACUAAUCACUUAGAUAAGAUAUAUAAAAAUGAAUUUCUUGAAAUAAAUAAAAGAGGAAGAUAUGAUAAUUCGUAUCACAUUUCUUUGUCACAUGAUAACAAAAAUAUUGAAAAAUUAAAAAAAUCUAUAAAUAGUAAUUUAGCUUCAAAAACAAGCAUAUAUGAAUUAGAUGAAAUUAACAAAAAGCAAUAUACAUCAUAUUAUAAUGAAUCUAUACAAGAAUGUACUGGAAGGAAUGUAAUUCAUAGUAAUUGCGUAAAUGAUUAUUUUACUAGAAGUAGUAAUGACAAUAAUUUACAUAUAAAAUAUAAACUUAAUAAUUUACCAAAAUUAAAAAAAGAUUUAUAUAAUAUAAAAUAUAGUUCAAUACAAGAAAUUAACAAUGUAAUUCAAAGUGAUAAUAAUAUAGAAAAAUCAUACAAACCCAUUCACGAAGAUAAGCUUGGCAAUUACAAUAAUCUUUGUAUGUAUUAUGUAGGAUGCAAAGAAUUCAAAUCAUGUAUAGAUGCUUAUGACUCUGUAUUUCCUGCAAAACAUUUUAUUUUUAAUUGUACUGUCAAAAUUAAUGAACAUGAUACUAGUUGUAAUUCAGAUGAUAUUAAUAAUUCUGUUGGAAUAGUAUGGGGAAUUUAUCGUUGGCUAUGGAAAAGUAAUGGCACUUUUGUUUGUCCAUUAAAUCUUCCUUUACCUACUUCUGAGCUUCCAUCAGAUAAAAUAGAAGAAUGUGAAUUGCAAGUAUCAGGAUUUAAAAAUAAUGACAAUUUGUGUAUUGAAUUCGAACCAUUAUAUCAAAGUUUGUUUUUCUACAAAAAUGGCGUCUAUGAAUUUGGUUUCAAAUUUGAUACAUUUUAUAACUAUAGAAAUAUGAACAAAUCGAUGUUCUCUGACCAAUAUAAGGAAAUAAAAACAAAAGAAUUUUAUAAUGCAUCAAAAAAGGCACACAUUUGUAACAAUACUAGCAAUAUAAAUUGCGUUGAUUUAGAAUCAGUUAAAAAUGAAACCAAUGAUAUAAAUUGCGAACAAAAAGACAAUGAACAAAUUCUAAAGGAAAAUGACUCUAAAUAUGAUAAUUAUGAAAGUUCAAAUACCCUAAUAAAUGAAUCGUUAAAUUCAACAUCCAAAUCACGAAGAAAUAGCACAUAUACAAAUAAUUCUUACUCUUUAGAAAAAAAAUCUAAUAAAAAAAUUAGCGGAAUAACACAUUAUAGCAUAAAAUCAAAAGGUAAAAAAGUAUAUCAAGAUAUGCAUAAUACAAAAAAUGAUACUAACACCUAUAAUAUCGAUAACGACACUUGUGAAAAUGAUGAAGAAGAAUAUCGUAAAAAUCAAAUGCUAAUAAGAAUUAAAAAUCAUGUUAAUAUGAUUAAAUUAUAUAAUUCAUUGUUAUUAAAUGAUUGCGAUAAUGUUACUUCUAUUUUGGAAAAUAAUCCUCAACUAUUAAUGAAAUCUGAUGAAAAUAAACCAGAAAUAUCAUUUGAUCAUUAUGAAAUGAACCAGGAAGGUUUUUCAUGUGAGCUUAUAUCAUCAAUGAAGAAUAUUAUAUAUGAAAAGCAUUUAACACCAUUAAUAUUAGCGUGCAGAAUAGGCUGUGAAAGUUGUGUUCAAAAAUUAAUAAAACUUGGCAAAGUUAAUCCUAAUAGUUCUUGUUAUAAACUGGAUAAGGAAACACCCUUAAUGGUAGCAGCGCAAUGUGGACAUAUCAGAAUCGUAUCUAUGCUUGUUUGUGUAUAUGGUGUACAAAUUAAUAAAAGAGAUACUAAGGGGAAUACUGCUUUGCAUAAAGUUAUAUUAGAUUCAUGUAAUAGUGAGGAAAAGGGUGAUAUUAUAAAAAUGGUUCAAACUUUAUUAAAAUUAGGCGCUGAUCCUACUAUCAUGAAUAAAAAAGGAGUAUCUGUUGAAAAUUUAACAGAAAAAGGAAUAAUUAAAAACAAAAAAUUAGAAAAUAUUUUAAAAAUUUGGAUUAAAUUAUCAUCAAAAAAUAAUAAAAAAGGAAAAAAUUGUUAUAUUAAUGAAGAGUUUAUUCCCGGUCUCCUUUCAAAUUGUUCAGUAGCUGUUGGGUUUAAUAUAAAUCAAAAAUGUUCUUACAAAAGUUUCUCAGUAAAAAUCAAUUCCUUUGUCAUAGGUGGCGAAGAAUUAAUAACCGAAAAGGUUUGGAAUAAUUCUAAGAAUGGUCAAAUAGGUUGUAGUGAUACUAAUGGAUGGGGAUAUAAUUUUUCUGAUGAAAAUAGACAAACAUUAAAAAUGAAGAGUAAGCCAUGUUAUGCUGAUGAUUCUUUACAAAAUAGCCAUAUAAUAAAUUUGUCCAAUAUUGGUAAAAAUAAAAAAGAAAAUAAAGAAAAUGAAAUAAAAACAAUGAAACAUAAAAAUAAAAAGAUUACUAACAAAGAAUGUGAAAUUAAUUCGCUGUAUAAUAAAUAUGAUAAAAAUUGCAUCGGAAAUGAUAACACUAUAGAAAUUGAAGAAGCUAAUAAUGAUGCAAUAAUUUUACAAAAGGGCUAUUUAAUAGAAAUGGAUACUCAUGCAAAUAAAAAUAAUUAUGAAGACGUAAAUAAAAAUUAUUUCUAUUAUGAUUUAAUAAAUGGAAAUGAUCAAAUUAACUAUAGCGAUCUUUCAUAUAACCUAAUAAAUGAGACAAAACAUGGAAACAAAAAUUAUAUGAUAAAUAACAACCACAUCAAUGCUAUAUGUAACCAUAUUGUUGUUCACCCUUGUCUUGAUGACGAAUUUGUAAAUGAUACUGAGUUUUGGGAUAAACACCAAAAUAAUAAAAAAAAUAAAAAUAAUAUUUUACAUCUGAAUGAUAUAAAUAUACAUGAAAUGAAUCAUAAUAGAUUAAAUUUUGAUAAUGUUAAAAAAAAUAGAUGCGAAUAUAAUCUUGUAUUUUCUAAAUUAAAAACAAAUUCCUAUAACUAUCAAUACUUGCAUGAAAGUCUUUUAGAAUUUAUAAAUAAAUCUGGUAUUUUUUCAGAUAUUCUAAAAAAUGCUGGUUAUUUAGAUUCAAAAAAAAUAAGUAGUAUCCCUAAAUUAGAAGAAUUGAAUAGUAUAUUAACCAAGGUCAAAAAUGAAGAUGAUUUAAUUAAAGGAUUUGAAAAAUUUUUAGAAUUAUUUGACACACUUUGUAUGGAUAAAAAAUUAAAAUAUUUAUUAAAUAUGGAUAUAAAAAAGAAUCUAGAAAAAUAUAGUUCCUCAUUGGAUUUAGGUUAUAUGCUAUUAAAGAUAGAUAUUUAUUGCACCAUAUUUAGCGGGUUCAAACAAAAAUGGUCUAAUGAUGUACAUGAACAAUGGAAGAAAAAUUUAUUAAAAAAAAUGGGUAUUUUAAAUGAAUUUCAUGAUAUAAAAUGGAUAACAGAUUCAUAUACAUUUUUUAAAUAUGAGAAUGAUGUAUUAGAAUCAGUAGCAAUUAUGAAUAAAGCAUUGCAAAAUGGUGACCACUUUUUAUUUUACAACAAUUUAAUAAAUACAAUUAAUGAUAAAAAUAUUUUAUUAAAUAUGGCUUUACAUGAUUCAUGUAUGUUUAAUGAAAUAUUUAAAAAUAGAGAUCUAAAUAGAGGAUCAUUUUUAUGUGAUUUAUAUUCAAAAAAAUUAUUCUUAAAGAAUUAUAUUUUUCAAGAGAAUAGUAACAAUAAUGAUAUAAAUGAGCAAGACAAAUAUUCAAAUUAUUUACGGGGAUAUACUAUAAAUAAAAAAGAAAAAUCAAAGAAAGAACUUUAUUUUAUUCCUAAUAUUCUUGACGAACAAAUAGAUGAAAAUAAAAAUAAAUCAAAAUCGCGAACAAAUAAUACACAUGAUAAAUAUACUCAUAUAACAGAUUCUGCACAAUGUAUACCAUUGUUUAGAAUUUUUAGCGAAAUGCAUAAUAGUAACAGCGCUUCGAACAAUGUAACAAAUUCUAUGCAUUAUAUUACUAAUGAAAAUGAAAUUGAUAAUUAUGGAUUAGAUAAUAUAGAUGAUUCAAUAAGGAAAGAAAUCAAUGAAAAAGAAAAAAAUAGUGAAAACGAAAAUGUUAAUUUUGCGUCAUGCAGUCAUUCUUCUAGUCAUCACGAAAGAAUAAGCUAUAAUCAAAUCGAAAAUGAUACAGAAUCAUGUAAUAAAGACAGCGAUGGAAAAUGCAAUAAUAACAAAAAGGAUAUUUUGAAAAAUAAUGAAGAUAUUAAACAACGAGAAAAUAAAAUGACCAAGCAAAGCUCUAUACGAUCAAUUAAUUUAGAUAUAUUAGGAGAAAGUAAUAGUAAUACUAGAAAGGAUCUUGAUAAUAAUAACAUAAACAGUAUCAGCAGCAAUAGCAAAACAAAUAAUAGAAAGAAAAGUCAAUUGAACAUUAAAAAACAAGAAAGAGACACACAUAUAAAGUUUGAAAACAAUUUUACAGAAGAUAUGUCUAGUUAUAAUAAUUUGCCCUUUGAUACAUUAAAAAAAAGUUCUAACUGUGGAAAAGAAUGUAAAAAUACAAAUUAUAGUACUGAAAAAGAAAAAUGUGACAAUUUGGUUAGAUUAGGAAAUAUAAAUGAAUCAGAUAAAAAAAAUUAUAAACUGAAUGAUAUAAAUAAAAAUAACAAAAAAAGUAAGAAAAAUAAAUAUAUUUCAGUAAGUGAUAUAAAUGAUUCAUAUGAUUAUAUAUAUGAAGACAAUUUAAAUGAAAAAAAUAUAUAUGAAAAUGAUACCUAUUAUGAAGGGGAUUAUAUAGAAUAUGAUAAAAAAGAAGAAAGAGACUUUAAAUUAUUAUGUGAAAUAGAAUUAAUAUCUAACCCAAAUGAAAAUGAAUUAAUUAGAGAAGAAUGUAAUAAAAUAUGGCCACAUACAUUAGAUAUAUAUAUUUUGCAUAUAUAUGAUUUAAUAAGUAGCUAUAUGGAUUCUCCUGAAAAAUUAAGUCUUUUUGUUUAUCAUGCAUUUGAUAUAGAAAAAAUAAAGAAGAAAUUACCAAGUAAAACAUCACAAUUAUGGAAAAAAAUAAAUAUAUCUUUAGACGAAUUUAUUGAAGAAAUUAAAAAAGUUCAUAAUUUUACAAUGAGGACAAUAUAUCAAAAUAACUAUAAAAAGCAUGGUGCUUUCCCUCCAAAUUUUAAGAAAUAUUUUACUCUUUCCGAAGAAUCUUUAAAAAAUAUUGCAAAAAAUAAAAUGGUUAUGACGGUAGAUUAUUAUAAAAAUCAUGUAUAUGAACAAAAUAAAAAUAUUUUUUUAAAAAUUAUACAAGAUCGUAUAUCAUUGUUAAAUACAUUUAAUAAUUAUUUUGAAAAUUGUUUACCAAUUUCAGCAGUUUUGUUUAAUAAACCUGUUGUGCAUUUAGAAGAGCAUGGGUUACGUACCUUGGAAUGUCCGUUAUGCUUUUUUAGUAGCAAAGAUAGAUAUUUCCCAUGGAAUGAAACAAAUUGUAAAAAACAUAAUGAUAUAUACAAUUUUAGUAACUAUUUAUUUAAUCUUAACAAAUGUGACAAUAUUAAAGAUGACAACAAAAAUAUUUCACAAAAAAUUAAUGACAAUUAUCAGUUUUCAUUUACAAAUGAUAGUGAUAAUAACUAUUUUGACAAUAAUGGUAAUAUUCUUGAUGAAAAAACUACUAAAAAUAGUAGUUUAAACUGUAUAAAACAUUGUAAAAAUGGAUAUUAUUCUAAUAAGAUGGUUUUAGCAAUGGGUUCUUCUGAUUUACCUAUACAAUUGUCUUCAUAUUUAUUUGUUAAGAAACUACUCAAACAUGAUACUGUUUCAAAAUUAUGGAAAGAUUGUUUAAAAAAUAUUACUUCAGCAAAUCCAGAAAAAUCUAAUUUGACAUUAAAAAUAGAUAGAGGUAUGGCAGCAACGGCUAAAAACAUUACGCAUUCAAUGUGGUAUCAAAGUACAUUUUCAUUAUUAAAUAUGGAUACUCAUAAACUUAGAAGGAAACCAAGAGAUAGACCUUUUAUGGUAGUAUUUAUUGGAGAAGGUGCUACUGAUUUUGGUGGUCCAUUUCAUGAAUAUCUUUCAUCUAUAUCAAGAGAAGUUAUGGGAAAAUUAUCAGAUUCUCCAGAUAAAAGUUUACCAAUGUUUCAAUUAUGUAUACCAUGUCCAAAUUAUACACAAGCAAUUGGAGGACGUCAAGACACUGUAAUUAUAAAUCCCAAAACUAGUCCUUAUUCGAUUCAAGAGGCAGAUUAUGUUGGAGAAAUAGAUAUUAUUGAUAAUUUAGAAAAUUAUAGAUGGCAAAUAUUACAAGCAUAUAAUUCUAUUAAAAAUAUUAAAAAGAAGUUGCACAAAUCUCAAUCUAUGAAAUUUCAAAUGCAUAAAAACAAAGAUGAGAACAAAUUAUAUGAUGAACAUUUUAAAGAAAGUGUAAAUCAAAAUUAUGAAUUCUUUUCAAUGCAAGCUGAUGAAAACGAAAAUGAACAGAAUGGGGAAUUCAAUAAUAAUAUAAAUGAGUGUGAAAGAGAACAUGUAUACUUAAAGAAUAACAGUUUAAUUUCUAAAGAAAAUUCAUAUGAUAAUGAAUUUGUUAAUAUCAAUGAAAACUCUAAUGAAAAGGGAAAGCAUCUUAAGAAAAAUGGAAAUUGCGUUUACACUGAAUGCAGCAAUGAUGAUAUGCAUAGUGCAAAAAAAGGUUCACCAAAAAAAAAAAAAGGAAAUAAAAAUAAUAAAUCGUGUUCUAAAAAUAAAAACUAUAGCUAUUUAUUGAAUAGUAAAAAAUCUGUAACUUUUGAAAAACUGGAAAAUGAAAAUCAAACAGAUAGCUCUUUAAAUAAUAAAUGUGAUAGAGAUUCGUCAUUUGAAUAUAAUUUUCCAACAGAUUCUGUAUUUGAAAUUAUUAAUAAUACAUCAUUAAAAACUAUAAGAAACUUUAUUAACAAAAUUUAUAAAAAAAAUGAUAAAGAUAAUGACAAAUUAUCAUCAUAUAAUAGAACAGACCAAAAAGAUGAAUUUGAAAACAUACAAAAUAAAGGAAAUAAUUCUACUACUAAUAAUAAUAAUGCAAAAAAUAGUGAGAGUAUAGGAUAUGAUGAAAAAACCAUUAAAGCUAUGGAAUUAGCUAUGUAUGAAUCUUUAGGUAGAAUUAUGGGCAUGUGUAUUUGUAUUGCAUCUCCAUUAAAUAUAUGCUUUAACCCUAUAAUAUGGAAAAAGGUAUCUGGAAUGCCAUUAGAAUUGCAAGAUUUAUGUGAUUAUGAUCUGGUUGCAGUAGAAAUGUUAAAAACAUUAAAAAUGUUAAACUCUGAAAAAAAAGAUGUGUGGAAUACUGAACUGACAUAUUCUUUAGGAGAUAUGACAUUUAUGACUGAAGAUUCAGGUGGAAAUUCAAUUGAACUUAUAAAAAAUGGAAUGAAUGUACCGAUCAACUUUGAUAAUCUAGAUUUAUUCAUUAAAUUAAUGACAAAAUGUAAAAUGAAUGAAUCAUCAAAAGGAAUUACACAUUUAUUAAAAGGUUUUAGUUCAGUAAUACCUUUAGGAAGAUUAAGAUUAUUAUAUGAUUUUACUGAUAUAGAGCAUAUGGUUUGUGGUGAAAGAGAAAUUAAUUUAGGUGUUUUAAAAGCCCAUACUUGGUUUAAUGACUUAAAAAUGAAAGAUAAACUUUUUGCAGUUUUAGAAAAAUUUACUAAUGAACAAUUGCAAUCAUUUCUUAGAUUCGUUUCGGGUCGUUCAAGAUUACCUACAACAAAAAAUGAUUGGCAUAUGAUCAUAGAUGUAGAUAAUACAAAUAAUAAUAUUAAUGAUGUCGACCAAAGAUUGCCUACAGCUGUUACAUGUGGAUUUCGAUUGCUAUUACCACAAUAUUCUUCUUUAGAAAUUUUGAAGGAAAGGCUUUUAUAUGCAAUCAAAAAUUGUACAGCUAUUGAUUUAGAUGCAUACGUUGUUCAUGAUCAAAUGCAAUUGAUGUAUGAAGAUUAG